Molecule: messenger RNA, 1419 nt
Organism: Rattus rattus (black rat)
Lineage: Eukaryota; Metazoa; Chordata; Mammalia; Rodentia; Muridae
Product: alpha-1,3-mannosyl-glycoprotein 4-beta-N-acetylglucosaminyltransferase-like protein MGAT4E
Exons: 3
Biological process (GO): protein N-linked glycosylation
Molecular function (GO): acetylglucosaminyltransferase activity
Source: RefSeq, a predicted model, not a curated record
AUGCGAGGCUGCCUGUGGUGGUGCAUCAGAGUCCUGGCAUCCCUAAUCAUCCUGGGGUUCCUUCUUCCAGAGAAUAUAGCAGUGCGCGUGGAGCCGCAAUUUAACACAUUUCUGAGUGAAAAGAGGAAAAUGAUACAGCAGAUAGCUCAAGAGGAAAUCAGCUCCGAAAUCAAGAACCAUUCGAAAUACUUCAUAGAGAUGCAGAAAAGUUCCAGUUCCCAUGUUCUCCAGCAUGCUACCUACACAGUUCUGGCUGGAUCCUCUCUCCAACCCAAGAGGUUGCUGACGGUGGGGAUCUUCUCAAUGCAGCAUAGUCACAGGACUUACCUCUUGGACACCAUGACAUCCUUAUUUCAAGCUUCCUCAGAACAGGACCUGGAGUAUAUGCUGAUAUUGGUCCUCCUGUCAGACACUGACCCCAAAUGGCUCAACCAAACAGUUGCCAACAUUUCAGGUCUUUUCAUGCCUCACAUUGAGUCUGGGAGGCUGCUGGUGGUCCAUGGUCUACUUGGUGGCUCCAGAGCAGAGAGCAGAAAUCAUACCUCCCCCUGUGGAAAACUAUAUUUUAGGCAGAAAACGAGUUCUGUCCUUCUCAUGAAUUUUGCCCGCAAUCUCUCUGAGUACUUCCUGAUGCUGGGAGAUAAAGUACAUAGUACCCCCAGGUUUCUGUCUGACAUCGUCUGGGCCUUGUCAGCUUGGAACCAGCUCCCUUGGGUGAUCCUGGACUUCUCCAGCAUGACGAUCUCUGGGAAGGUUUUUCAUACUGAGGACCUCUCCUGUCUCAUCUCCUUCUUGCUCCUCUUCCCCAAGGACAUUCCUACUCACUUGCUUCUCUCUGAGUUCAGGCUUCUCUUGUCCCAAAAUGUCCCUAUCCGCCUCAGUCCUUCCAUCUUCUACCGAAUGGACAGUAACUCUGAAUUUGAAGACACAUGCUUUCCUGCGGAGCAAAACAACGACUUGGGCAGACCAGACAACCCCGCUGCUACUGUCUUUACAGACAUGAUCUCAUUUUGGCAUACAAGUCCACAGUAUGCCUACAUUCUCAAUGAUGACUACUUCUGGGCCUUGGACCCUAUCAAAGGCAACUACUUACUGGUGAUUCUGGAUAAGCCACAAAAAGUCAUCCAGAUAGCAGUAGAGACGGGCAAUAAUGUGAAUAAGUUGAACUUACUAAAACAUGGGCAACUAUUGCUGGGCUACAGCCCCAUGGACUACCCCAAACGCUGUGCUCAUUAUACCUUGGUAGGCCCAUUGGUGAGAGGUCAGUUGGACCAGAUGGUAUUUUAUGAAGAAGAUUCUGUGAAAGAGAUUAGUUGUAUAAAAUUGCUAGUGACCGAAUCUCAUGACUACCCCAUCAAGAUCAUGCAGAUCAAAGUCUGGACAGAAGUAAAGGAAGAGGAGAAUUAGAGGGUACUGUGA